UGUUGCUAUUGUAUUUUGGCGCCUUCGAAAUUGUCUAGGUUAUCACGCGUUCGCAGUCAUGACUCAAACGUCUAACACAUCUGGUGGUUCCAGAAGGAAAGAAGGACAGUAUGAAGACAAAGAAAAGCCAGCAGCUAUUAGAUCAAGCAACAUAGUUGCUGCCAAAGCUGUUGCUGAUGCAAUUCGCACAAGCUUGGGACCUAAAGGAAUGGAUAAAAUGAUUCAAGAAGCUAAAGGUGAUGUCACCAUUACUAAUGAUGGAGCUACUAUCUUGAAACAAAUGAAGUUGCUCCAUCCUGCUGCCCGAAUGUUGGUUGAAUUGUCGAAGGCGCAAGAUAUUGAAGCAGGUGAUGGGACUACUACUGUGGUUGUUAUCGCUGGCAGUCUUCUCGAUGCCUGUUCAAAACUGCUGAGCAAGGGUAUUCACCCAACAUCUAUCUCCGAUGCUUUUCAAAAAGCUGCAGUAAAAGCAUGUAGCAUUCUCGAAGGAAUGUCCAUUCCUGUAGACUUAGGAAAUAUAGAAGAACUUACAAAGGUUGCAACGACUUCGUUGAACUCCAAAGUUGUCUCUCAACAUUCAGAUUCCCUUGCACCAAUAGCUGUCAAGUCUGUCUUGAGUGUUAUCGAUCCAGCUCAUCCUGACUCUGUCACUUUGGAUGAUAUUCGUAUUGUCAAAAAGCUUGGUGGGACAGUCGAGGACACCAAACUAGUCGAUGGUCUUAUACUUACCCAGCAUGCUGAGUCUGCAUGCGGUGUUAAGAGAGUGGAAAAAGCUAAAAUCGCGAUUAUUCAGUUUUGUAUCUCUCCUCCUAAAACUGAUAUGGAUAACAGUGUUGUGAUUACAGAUUAUACGCAAAUGGAUAGAGUGAUGAAAGAAGAAAGACAAUACAUUCUUAAUAUUGUUAAAGCUGUUAAGAAGGCUGGUUGUAAUGUUCUACUCAUUCAGAAGAGCAUUUUAAGAGAUGCUGUGAAUGAUCUAGCUUUGCAUUAUUUCAAUAAAAUGAAGAUAAUGGUCGUUAAAGAUAUUGAACGUACUGAAGUGGAGUUCAUAUGCAAAACUCUACACUGUAUACCAAUAGCAAGCCUGGAUCAUUUCAACCCAGAAUAUAUGGGUUCUGCUAGCUUGGUUGAAGAAUCAGAGGCGACUGCCCGUUGUGUUCACAUCACAGGUAUUGAAAAUAAGGGGAGAACAGUGUCAAUUUUGCUUCGUGGUUCCAAUAAACUUGUGUUAGACGAAGCUGAACGUUCGCUACACGAUGCACUUUGUGUUAUUCGAUGCCUGGUGAAGAAGAGAGCAUUGAUUGCAGGUGGCGGUGCUCCAGAAAUUGAAAUUGCUCAAAAGUUAGGCGCUUUCGCUAACACCACACCCGGACUCGAUCAAUACUGUUUACGGGCUUUUGCUGAUGCAUUUGAAGUAGUUCCUUAUACAUUAGCAGAAAAUGCUGGUCUAAAUCCCAUUCAAACGGUUACUGAACUACGAGCUCUUCAUGCCAAAAAUGAAAAGAAUGCUGGGAUCAAUGCUCGUACGGGUGCUGUUGUUGAUAUUUUAGCUCAAAAUGUAAUUCAACCUUUAUUGGUCAGCUAUAGUGCUGUUACUUUAGCCACUGAAACUGUGCGUAGCAUUUUGAAGAUAGAUGAUGUGAUUAACGCUGUCAGAAAUUAAAUCAAUAACAAUGCAUUCAACACGCCCUUGGCUUGCUCUAAUGUUCAAAAUGUGAAACCGGUUGUAUUUGUGAAAUAAAGUGCUUGUGAACAGUCCAAGAAAAAAUGAUUUGUUUGUUUUAACACACAUGUAAUCGUUUCUAAACAUGACGGUUCAUUUGGCA
This is a messenger RNA of Trichobilharzia szidati, 1826 nucleotides long. The record is from the annotation of a GenBank genome assembly. NCBI's taxonomy places the organism in Eukaryota, Metazoa, Platyhelminthes, Trematoda, Strigeidida, Schistosomatidae.